Messenger RNA from Hypoxylon trugodes, 882 nucleotides. RefSeq lists its product as uncharacterized. The record is from RefSeq and is a predicted model, not a curated record. The transcript has 2 exons. The coding region runs from base 149 to 736 and encodes 195 amino acids. Lineage: Eukaryota; Fungi; Ascomycota; Sordariomycetes; Xylariales; Hypoxylaceae.
CUUGGCUACGAUAAUCAAAGACACGAGCUGAAUAUAGAGUCUAUCUGAACAGCUAAGGUAGCUACUUUACUCCCUUGCGAUUACUAGAAAGCUAGAUUAUACUUCUUAGCUCUAAACGCGAGUAAAAUUUAAAUCAGACGUCGGCAAAAUGCUUACCCAGCUCGUCUCCCUCACGGCCCUAGCUGCCACCGUCUCGGCUCACGGUCUCAUCUCGAAGCCCACGCCCCGCGGACCCGGCGACGCGUCAGUUGCCGCGUGCGGUCAGUCCGUCGUGACCAACAUCAAGGGAGACAAGACGUCGCACGUCGAAGGUCUCCCCGAGCUCGCCGCCGCCGAUACAGGCUACCACGCCGACCGGUGCAACCUAUGGCUCUGCCGCGGUCUCCAAUACGCCGAUAACUCAGCCAACGUGCAGAAGUACACUCCUGGCCAAAGUGUCAACAUCGAGGUCCAGCUUACCAUCCCUCACGCUGGUUCCGCCAAUGUAUCGAUCGUCGACACCAAGACCGACACCAUCAUCGGCACACCCCUCCUUAGCUGGCCCUCUGGCUACGCCGAUGAGCGCCAGUUCUACGCCCACCAGACUCCGGCUAACCAGACCAGCUUCAACAUUACUAUUCCUGAGGACCUUGGCUCGAAGUGCUCUGAGGCUGGUGCUUGUGUUAUCCAGUGGUGGUGGUACGGAACCGGCGCGAAGCAGACUUAUGAGAGCUGUGUCGACUUCACUGUCGCGUAAAAAACUUGUAAUCUAUCAACCCCUCGAUAGCUCGGAUGAUAUGUGUACCAAAAAUGAUGUUUUCCGGGCUUAGAUGGAUAUAUAAAUGAAAUUAGAUGUUAAUAGAUAUGUCAAGUUAUGCUUUUCAUUUUAAUCUCCAUUCCUGA